Musa acuminata AAA Group (dessert banana) is the source of this 765-nucleotide messenger RNA. RefSeq names its product ethylene-responsive transcription factor ERF096. Gene Ontology annotation, biological process: ethylene-activated signaling pathway; regulation of DNA-templated transcription. The transcript has a single exon. Gene Ontology annotation, molecular function: DNA binding; DNA-binding transcription factor activity. Bases 38 to 406 code for a protein of 122 amino acids. The record is from RefSeq and is a predicted model, not a curated record. NCBI's taxonomy places the organism in Eukaryota, Viridiplantae, Streptophyta, Magnoliopsida, Zingiberales, Musaceae.
CCCAAAGCCGUCCUCCAUCGCGCACUGUGAUCGCUUCAUGGAGGAAGGCGAGCGCAAGGAGGGGGAGACCAAGUACCGGGGGGUCCGCCGUCGUCCGUGGGGGAAGUACGCGGCGGAGAUACGCGACCCCAGCAAGCACGGCGCCCGCGUCUGGCUCGGCACGUUCAACACCGCCGAGGAGGCCGCCCGGGCCUACGACAGGGCCGCCUACGAGAUGCGGGGCGCGCUCGCCGUCCUCAACUUCCCCGGCGAGAUCCAUUCCCGACACGCGAGCUCGUCGACCCCGAGCAGAGCUCGCCAGAGCGAGGGCGCGGCCACCGGGAGGCAAGUGAUCGAGCUGGAGUGCUUGGAUGACAAGGUGUUGGAGGAGCUUCUGGCGUCGUCGGAGAAGGGUGACGAGAAGUGAAGCGAGAGAUACCAGUCUUUCUUGUCAGCUCUUCUGCUGCCUCCGACAGCUUUGCUUAGGUUACAUGAAGCGUGAGAAAGAUCAUGUUUGCAUUCCAUAAAUAUAUGCUUCAGAUUCGAGCAAAUUUAGCUGCUCAUCAUGUGUUUUCAUCGAAGUAAGUCGAGGGAUUUGAAGACUGGAAAAAGUCAAUGGACUGUAUUGACUUCUUCGAGAAGCAAAAGAGAAUUUGGAUGAGGGUUUCAAGGAUUUAGGUUUGACGAAGAGGUCUUCGAUGGUUUGGAAGAGAUCCGAUGCAGACAGUAAGUAUUUGGGUUUGGCUGAGUUCAAUCAGGAGUCUCUUGUAUCAGUUAAACAAUCAA